GGAUGAUUACAUGGAGGACGGGGGGCGAUUAGGAAGCUGUAACUUUAUUCCAGUGUCACUGAAUGACUCACGCAUGCUGUAUUCUGACCCAUUUAGCCUGCUGGACAUGAGAUGUGUUUUUCCUGCAGGAGGAAACUUUUCUGUAGCGUUUUGAAGCUGAUACUUUGAGAUGAGGUUGUAUUUCUGAGGCAAAGGAAGUUAGCUGAUGAAUAUAAUGGAGCCCACAGAGUGGGCCGGGCUGUUUGGGAAGCCAAAGCUUUAGCGUAGCCGGUCCAACCCAGAAUCCGGUCGGGAUGAACGUCCAGAACCAGCAGCUCAGAGGGGUCGACCAGGCUGCAGCUGGCAGGCGAUCAAAAGUGAAUGUGAAGAAAUCGACUCCGUGUUGCUGGACAGAGGAGACCCGGGGAAGGAGGAGCGCGGGUGGGCACAAGCGCUCAGCGUCUUGGGGAAGUGCAGAGCACCUGAAGGAGGUGGCCAAAGUGAGGCACCAUCUGCAAAAACGCUCCAGGAACGCUCCUCCCUCUGCAGGAUAUGAGCUCCCCCACGGCACGCUGCCGGCAGGACAGGCGGCAGGCGUCACUCAGACAGUUCCCAUGAUGCCUCUGAACAGGCUUGCACCGCGGCUGAGACGGAGCGUUGAGGGUCUCAGCUUGGAGCUGGAGGAAGUGUUUGUGUCUGAGAAACCAGACGAUGAGCAUGAGAUCUUGGAUAUCCCAGACGGCCACAGAGCUCCUGUCCCGGCUCAGAGAUGCAGCAGCGGCUCUCAGAGCGAACCCUCCCCAUCCCUCCCGUCUCCCUCCCUGUCUCCAUGUCCGCUCGACUCGUCACUCCCAUCCGGUUCCCCAUGCCACCUGGACGCAUCACGAUUGUCCCCCUCCCCGCCGCCGUGCCCCAUGUUGGACCCAGAGCCUGAAGGAUUGUGCUCCUCUUCAUCAGCGUCGCUUCCUUCGUUCGCACUGGAAGCUCCUCUUCAGCAGCCCUGCUCAUCUUCGCCCCGUCCAAACAAAACCUACGCCUUCCAGCGCGUCCCGCCAGAAGGCUGCGAGCGAAUUCGAGUUUGUGAGGAAGCAAUGUCUGCCUGUCCAGAUGAGCAGCUCCUCCAGCCCUCCUGCCCGGACCCUAAUAAAGUCAACUUUACCCCCCAUGGAGGCUCCGCUUUCUGCCCGGUCAGCCUCCUGAAGCCCCUGCUGCCCUCCAUGGACCUCCUGUUUCGCAGCCUGUCCGUGUCGCCCGUCACUGGCUGCUCGGGUCAGGCCUCCCCCACCAGGCACCUGGGCAUGCAGUAGGUGGAAACCUAAACGCCGCCUCUCAGGACUACACAACGAUGCACUGCCAGAACCUGGAACACUUGCUAAUGUUUUGAUGCAGACUGACAAUUACUGUGGGCAUCUUUACCAGUACACUCUGUGCGACUGUAAGCAUUCGUUGCUGCCACUCUUCAGGAUAAUGUGACCUAAAGUUCAGUCUGUUUGUUUGCUAUUUCUACCUGAAGGAUCUUUUGUGGUUUGUUUGUUUUUUAACUUGACAGAGAUGAUUUAAGUUAGGAAUACAUGUUUUUAUAUUGUCAUUUUCAGGUAUUCGUUUUAUGUCUUUAAUUUCCCAGGAUUUUUUUCUUUUUCAUGUCAAGUAAGUGGAUUUACUUUCAGAAAGCCAGGCACUUACACCACAUGUAAACAGCUGUUAUAGGCAUUAACUUGAAAACAGGGAUGUGGUGAAUUUAUAUGCUAAAUGUGUUGAUUAAAAAUAUAUUUUAAUACUUAUCCCCUUCUUUUCUACAGAUGCUAGGAUAGACUAUAUUUAUUUUCUUACUUUUUUAAGGAUUGACCGUUAUAUAUUUAUGUCUGCGAUUUUACUAGUAGGACUGGAAGUUUUGAUUUACUUGCCAAAAAUUUACAUGAUUAUAAUACAGCUGAUUUGUAGUGGAUUUUUACAUUCUCAAUUACUCAAAAAUAAGGUGUUGGUGGCUUAAGCCUUAUUAACAAAAACAAUUGAUGUGGUAGGAGAACCAAAACUGGAAACCAUAACUACUGCUCGUUCUUUAAAACAAGAUCAAUAUUGUUUUUUUUUUGUUGUUGUUCAUCUUUUUCAAAGUGUAGCAGUAAAUAGUGUGGAAAACACAGGUUUUUGUUUUCUUUUUGUCCACAUCUAUUAAAACUGAAAUCAAAUUUUAUUCUAUCUUUUCUAGACUAUGUAAAUUGGUUUGGAUUAUUAAAUGCAGUGUUGAAUAAAAAGCAAAAAUACUG
This is a messenger RNA of Xiphophorus hellerii (green swordtail), 2243 nucleotides long. RefSeq names its product family with sequence similarity 117 member Aa (gene fam117aa). The transcript has 7 exons. The coding region runs from base 294 to 1286 and encodes 330 amino acids. The record is from RefSeq and is a predicted model, not a curated record. Lineage: Eukaryota; Metazoa; Chordata; Actinopteri; Cyprinodontiformes; Poeciliidae.